Molecule: messenger RNA, 2096 nt
Organism: Solanum lycopersicum (tomato)
Lineage: Eukaryota; Viridiplantae; Streptophyta; Magnoliopsida; Solanales; Solanaceae
Gene: vsf-1
Product: transcription factor VSF-1
Biological process (GO): regulation of DNA-templated transcription
Cellular component (GO): nucleus
Molecular function (GO): DNA-binding transcription factor activity
Source: RefSeq, marked validated
UUCACUUCUUCUCUACUCUUCUCUUUCAUAUCAGUACAAGUUAUUUUCAUUUUCUCUUACAAAUUCAACCGUAAUCACCGCCAUUUUCAGCGGGAAAUUCACCUUCUCUCCAAAAUCCCAUUUUUUCCCCUAUAACCCCACCCCCCACAACUUCACUUUCAUCAAUGUUUGCACGUUUGUCUCUCAUCAUAUUCAACUGUAGCUCCUUUAAAUUUUGACUAUAAACUUUCAGGUACUCCGUUUUCUUCCUUGCUCUGCUUUUCUCAAUCUUGUUUUUCAUUCAUCUGUUGUUUGGGGUUUUGUGUUUGUUUGAAUUGGAUUGGGUUGAAACAGUUUUUUUUUUGGGUGGGUUUAAGGAGUUUUCUAUUUAGGGUUUUGCUGGGAGCUGAAAUUUUGAUUUAUUUAAUGAGAAUUGCUGAAGUUCUUUGAUUAUUACGAAGAAAUAGCAUUUGGGGUGUCGGAAAAAUUGAAUCUUUUGCGGGUUUUAUUUGUUGAUUUUUGAUGGCUCAGUCUAAUUCUAAGCCACCUAUGAGUAGUCAGAAUUUUGGUGUUGGAGCUGUAUCUCAUGUGAGGUCGUUAUCUCAAUCGAGUAUUUUCUCGAAUAGUUGUUUGCCCCCAUUGAGUCCUUUUCCUCCUAGUGAGCCGGGGAUGGUGUCGGGUCAUUCUAGCUUGAAAGAUAUAUCCAUGGAGGAAGCAGAUGUGAAUUCUCAAGGUGUAGGAGUUGUGUCUUCGUUUACGAGGGAUGGUCUUCCUCCUCGGAAGGGGCAUCGUCGAUCUAAUAGUGAUGUUCCAUUGGGAUUCUCGGCUAUGAUUCAGUCUUCACCUCAGUUGAUGCCUAUAAGUGGUCAGAAGGUUUUAGGGAGAGCAGUGAGUCUUGGGGAUAGCAAUGGAAAGAUUGAUGAGAGGAAACCAAAGGGAGAGGUUACAGAUGAGUUGUUGUUUUCCUACAUGAAUUUGGAAAAUAUAGAGACAUUGAACGGUUCUGGCACGAAGGACAGAGAUAAGGACAGCAUUGUCAGUGGGACAAAGGUAACCGGUUCUGAGAGCAGCAAUAAUGAAGCAGAAAGUGUUAUGAAAGGGAAUAAUGUUAGUAUCCAACCAACAAAUUUAAGGGAAGGAACCAAGAGGAGCGCUGAUGCGAAUAUUGCUCCAGCUGCACGUCACUUUAGGAGUCUUUCCAUGGAUAGUGCUAUUGGAAAUUUUCACUAUGGCGAUGAGUCACCAAAUUUACCAACUUCUCUGAUGAUGCGUUCCGGUCAGCUUUCACCAAGUAAUUCAGGAAAUGAAAGUUCGAGCAAGCACAAUCUUGACUUCGGAAAUUCUGAAUUUAGUGAAGCUGAGAUGAAGAAGAUUAUGGCAGAUGAAAGACUUGCUGAGAUUGCAGUUUUAGAUCCCAAGCGUGCUAAAAGGAUUUUGGCUAAUCGUCUGUCUGCUGCUCGAUCCAAGGAGCGAAAAACACGUUACAUCUCAGAAUUGGAACACAAGGUUCAAAAGCUACAGACAGAAACAACUACCUUAUCCACACAAGUUACAAUCCUGCAGAAAAAUUUUGUUGAGAUUUCAAGCCUGAACAGUGAGCUGAAAUUCCGCAUCCAAGCCAUGGAGCAACAGGCACAGCUUAGAGAUGCUCUGCAUGAGGCAUUAACUGCAGAAGUCCAACGUCUAAAGCUUGCUGCUGGGGAACAUAGGGAGGAAGGACGGUUGCCUAAUAACAUGACACAACAGACACCAGUGAAGCAUAAUAUAUUCCAGAUGCAGCGUCAGCAGCCUAGUCAAAUGCAACAAUUAUCUGUUGGUAAAGCAUCUGCGGCUUCAGCAACACCUGCAUCCGCCUAGUGGGCGAAGAUUAAAGCCUUUGAGGAGGUGAAGAUUAUCUCUACAUGAAGCCUAAAAGUUUAUUACUUCAAUUAUCGGUCUUACAUGCUACGCACAAACAGUGAGAAACUAAGCUUUCAGAUAGUAUUAUAUUCAUAUAAGUUUCUUAUGUGUGUCUGGCUACAAUUUAUACUAUAUGUAGUGAAUCAUUAUUUUGUUCUUUGGAAAUGACUGUAUCAAUAAAUUGGAGUCAAACUUUGUGGUGCCAAUGUUUUCUCCUA